Molecule: messenger RNA, 5682 nt
Organism: Cyclopterus lumpus (lumpfish)
Lineage: Eukaryota; Metazoa; Chordata; Actinopteri; Perciformes; Cyclopteridae
Gene: ambra1b
Product: autophagy/beclin-1 regulator 1b
Exons: 19
Coding region: 330-4403 (1357 amino acids)
Biological process (GO): autophagy
Cellular component (GO): intracellular membrane-bounded organelle
Molecular function (GO): protein binding
Source: RefSeq, a predicted model, not a curated record
UAGCAGCUAGCUACUAGCAGCUAGCUAGGUGCGCAGAAGCAGCGUCGCCUAGAGCAGCUCGAGAAACAUGAAACAUUAGAAACAUUUCUGCUCAACGAGCUCAGGACUCAGCUCAUAACAGGCCCGGAACCCGGAGGACCCGAACCGGAAGUCUAACGGAACCGGACCGGUGUUCAGGGGAUCCUAACUUAUAUCCACUGUUAGCUGUUAGCUGUUAGCUGUGAUGGAACAUCCGGGCAGCGAUCGAUAAAGAAGCCUAGACGCUGCAUGGCGACGGACUGGCAGCAGAGGGAGUGAGCAGCCAAUCAGCUGAAGCUGGCGGUAGCAACAUGGCGUCCCGUCAGAGGAACUCGGUGCGGAUCCUGUCCACCCGGGAGCGAGGCUCCCAGACCUUCGGCUCUCAGAGGCUCCUGCAGCUGCUGGUGGAGGAGAAGGUCCGCUGGAUGAAAUGGCAGAGUCAGAAAGUGGAGCUGCCGGACAGCCCCCGCUCAACCUUCCUGCUGGCAUUCAGCCCCGACAGAACCCUGAUGGCCUCCACUCAUGUCAACCACAACAUUUACAUAACGGAGGUGAAGACUGGAAAGUGCCUACAUUCCCUAGUGGGCCACCGUAGAACCCCCUGGUGUGUGACCUUUCACCCCACCAUCCCCGGCCUGGUGGCCUCUGGGUGCCUCGAUGGUGAAGUCCGUAUCUGGGACCUGCAUGGCGGCAGUGAGAACUGGUUCACAGAGAGCAACGUGGCCAUCGCCUCGCUGGCCUUCCACCCGACCGCGCAGCUGCUCCUCAUCGCCACUAACAACGAGCUGCACUUCUGGGACUGGAGCAGGCCGGAGCCCUUUGCCGUGGUGAAGACGGGCAGCGACACGGAGAGAGUCCGGCUGGUGAGGUUCGACCCUCUUGGUCACAACCUACUGACGGCGAUAGUGAAUCCGUCCAAUCAGCAGAGCGAGGAGGACUCUGAGGUGCCCAUGGACAGCGUGGAGAUGCCUCACUUUCGUCAGCGCUCCUUCCUGCCUUCCCAGCCGGUCCGCCGCACGCCCAUCCUCCACAACUUCCUCCACAUCCUGUCGUCUCGCUCCCCGGGGGCUCAGACGGGAAGCGAGCAGCCGCGACCUCACGGUGAAAAUGGAAGCAACGUCGGAGAAUCUCCGAGCAUCCCCCUGGCCCAGUACCCCGGCGCCGAACGCGGGCCUCCCUUCCCGGGCUGUACUCAGCACCUUGGCAUGGUGUGUCUGUGCAGUCGCUGCUCCGUCAAUCGCAAUCCUUCCCUGGCGGCCGACGUGACCCCGUCUGACCCCAGGGUGGCACUUGACGCCCCCCAGCCUUCCCCAGCUUCCACAUUCUCUUCGGCCCGUACGGAGCCCAGGCAGCCCUCGGAGCGACCCUCGGCCUUUACCUCAGUCUACUACAGCGGCGGCACUUCUCUUAACCCCCCUGCACCGAGCGUAGUUGAGUCGCACUCCACCUCCAGGCCCGGACCCGACUGGACACGCAACCUGCUGAGCAUGAGGGAAGGUGGGGUCGGUCCAGGUAUGCUGCCUCCCAGAACCUCCUCCUCCUCCAUCAGCCUGCUUUCAGUGCUCCGUCAGCAAGACGGGUCCUCUCACGCCCCUGUCUACACCUCCGCCUCUGAAGGACGGGGUUUCCCCCAACAAGGAGAGCCGGGGAGCCGAGACGCCGCCGGCACAAGCAGUGGGCAUCAUCCGUUCUGGGAUGGCUCUCGCAGCAACACAGCCUCGUUCCGCAACGUGCUGCAGUGCAACCUGAGCCGCUACUUCAUGGAGUUCGACCGCAUGCAGGACCUAGAGCCGCCAUUAGGGGGCGGGAUGGUGGAUGGAAGUCAGGAGCAGAGCCAAGAGCUGCUGAAUAAUAACAUCGAGCCAGAUAGACCUGGGCCUUCCUCAACUUCCUCCACCUCCUCACCGACUAUCAUCCACUACCAGCCUCCCCUCCCCCCUCCUCCUGCCCCCCAAAACCUGGAGAACAAUGUUCCUCCCCCGGCCUCUCGAGGCCACCUGAACCGCUGCCGGGCCUGCCACAACCUGCUGACCUUCAACCAUGACUCUCAGCGCUGGGAGCGAACCAACCAGGCCUCCUCCACCUCUGCCUCUACUCUAGAGCCCUCCUCUUCUUCUUCCUCCACCUUUCCUCCUUCUUCUUCCCCAUGGCAGCCUGAGGAGGGCAGGAGGACACUAGAAGCCCAACCCCCAGAGAGUAGGGCGCCUCUGGAGCCCAGCGAGCAGCCCCCACCCCUUGCAGAUGGAGGUGGAGGUGCAGGAACUGGGGCCUUCCCGAUUGCCCCAUCCCCCACCCAGUCUGGAGAGCAGACCGUGGGCUUGGUGUACAACCAGGACACAGCACAGUGGGAGAGGGUGUACCGGCAGGCCGCUGCCGGCAGAUCGGCAGAGCCACCGGAGGCCUUAAGCCAAGAAAUGCCUGUUGAGCCCCCCGAUGAGGACUCCCUGAGGAGGCGACUGUUGGAAUCAUCUCUGUUAUCGUUGUCUCGCUAUGACAUGUCGGGGUCGAGAGACCACCCCAUUUACCCCGAUCCAGCCAGGCUCUCUCCAGCUGCUUAUUACGCUCAGAGAAUGAUCCAGUAUCUGUCGAGGAGGGACAGUAUUCGCCAGCGGUCGCUUCGCUACCAGCAGAACCGCCUCCGGGCCAUGUCGUCUUCAUCCGACAGUCCUGCCAGUAACCCAUCCAGCUCCAUGGACAAUAGCGAUGUGGACUUUGAGGAACUGGAUGACAACGGAGACCGAGCCAGACACCGGACGACACGCAACGCCAGAAUGUCUGCACCGUCUCUGGGUCGCUUUGUCCCGCGGCGUUUCCUCCUCCCUGAGUACCUUCCCUACGCUGGGAUCUUCCACGAGAGAGGCCAGCCGGGCUUGGCGACACACUCCUCUGUCAACAGAGUGCUCGCUGGUGCGUCGAUCGGGGACGGCCAGUCCGCGGUGGCCAGCAACAUCGCCAACACCACCUACCGCCUGCAGUGGUGGGACUUCACCAAGUUCGAUCUGCCGGAGAUCAGCAACGCUUCGGUCAACGUCCUGGUGCCAAACUGUAAAAUCUACAACGACGCCUCUUGCGACAUCUCCGCAGACGGCCAGCUGCUGGCGGUCUUCAUUCCCAGCAGCCAGAGGGGGUUCCCGGACGAGGGCAUCCUGGCCAUCUACUCCCUGGCCCCCCACAACCUGGGGGAGGUGCUCUACACCAAGAGAUUCGGUCCCAAUGCUAUCUCUGUUAGCUUGUCCCCGAUGGGGUGCUACGUGAUGGUGGGCCUGGCCUCUCGCAGGAUCCUGCUGCACCCCACCACCGACCACAUGGUGGCGCAAGUCUUCCGCCUGCAGCAGCCACACGGAGGAGAGACCUCCAUCAGGAUGGUGUUCAACGUGGUCUACCCAAUGGCUCCGGACCAGCGCCGCCACGUCAGCAUCAACUCGGCCCGCUGGCUGCCGGACCCAGGGAUGGGUCUGGCUUACGGGACCAACAAGGGGGACCUGGUCAUCUGCCGGCCCGUGUUCUACCGUAGCGAUGGUGAGAGUCCCGCCGAGUCAAGCAGCGAGCCUUUAUUCUCAGUCAACAACAGUGGAACCAGCCGGACCCGAGGUUCUGACAGACCAGGACCCAACCGCUCCGGCUGGAGGCUGGACCGAGACAUGGGUUUGAUGAACGCCAUUGGCCUUCAGCCCCGACAUCCCACCCCUUCUGUGACAUCACAAGGAACCCAGACGCCGAUCAUCCAGCUGCAGAACGCCGAGACCCAAACGGAGAGGGAGCUAUCCGAGCCCAGCGCCCCCCCGCCGUUACCCAAUGUCCCUCCUGAGACUCCGUCCACCAGCCGAGCGGCUCCCGGGCAGCAGGAGGCGUCUCUGAGCAGCCGAGCGGGGGACGGCAUGCCGGCCGAGGCGGCUGAAGCCACAGCCGGGGAGACUCCAGAGUUCGGCUCGGGGGAAGACGCUCUGGCUCGAAUCCGCCGGCUGAUCGCCGAGGGCGGCAUGACCGCGGUGGUCCAGCGGGAGCAGAGCACCACUAUGGCGUCCAUGGGCGGCUUCGGGAACAACAUCAUCGUCAGCCACCGCAUCCACCGCGGCUCCCAGACGGCAGGUGCGGCCUCCAGACCCCCGGCGGACCCAGGCACGGGGGCCCCUUCCACCUCGGGGCCCCUCCUCAUGGCUCAGACCUACGCCCCCCACCGGGCUGAUCGGCCGGCCCUGUGGGAGCCCCAGCCCUCUGGCCUCCCCCUGGUGGACGUGGACGACGACUCCCUGCCGGGCCCCUCUUCCUCGCUGCUGCUGUCUUCCCCGUCUUCUUCUUCCUCCUCCUCCUCCUCUCACAGCCCCCACCCCAGCGGAGAGGGAGGGGCCUUCAACAGUUACGCCGGCGACCCGUACAGCAGGUAGUUCCCCUAUUGGUCGAGAGAAGCACUGCUCUUCAAAGCCUUAACUCUCAAAGAAAUGGGUGCUGCUUUGUCUCUGAACUGGGACUCCCCCACCCCCCUCCCCCCACCCGACCCGCCGGCGGCGUUGGCGUCGCUUCGUCUGCACUUCUACGAACUGAUCAUUCCUCUCCAGAAAGGGCUUUUACUUGAACAGAGGCCCGUUAGCGCUGAGCUCCUGUCCGGCAGACUGAAGACCAGGUUCCUCUGUGCCAUGUCUGGGGGGGGGGCUCUUUACUCACACAUUUACUCCAACGUUCUGCAUCCAGUGCCAUGUGGUGUUGACAUUUGAUGUGAAAUAGUGCGUGAUUGAAGUGUUUCAAAAGUGAAUUCAGCACUACUUUAGUUUGAAGCCUGUUUUUGUACCGUGUAAUUAUGAUAUUUGAAAAGAAGAGAUGGAGGCUGGACUCCACCUGGACUCCACCUGGACUCCACCUGGACUCCACCUGGACUCCACCUGGACUCCACCUGGACUCCACAUGGACUCCACCUGGACUCCACCUGGACUCCACAUGGACUCCACCUGGACUCCACCUGGACUCCACCUGGACUCCACCUGGACUCCACCUGGACUCCACCUGGACUCCACCUGGACUCCACAUGGACUCCACCUGGACUCCACAUGGACUCCACCUGGACUCCACAUGGACUCCACCUGGACUCCACCUGGACUCCACAUGGACUCCACCUGGACUCCACCUGGACUCCACCUGGACUCCACCUGGACUCCACAUGGACUCCACAUGGACUCCACCUGGACUCCAGGUGGAAACAGGACUCCAUCUGGAAACUGGACUCCAUCUGGACUCUGAAUCAUGACUCUGAAUCCCGACCCUGCAUCAGGACCCUGCAUCAGGACCCUGCAUCUGGCCUGGAGGAGGUCCCGCCCCCCCACCAGGAGGUGAGUGGCGGCCGACUGAACUGAAUUGACUGCAUGUCUUUUUUCUAAACGCUGCAGUUCAUGAAACGAACGUCAAACGUUUUCCUUUUCUUUUCUUUUUUUACGGCUGUAGAGGAGAUGAACAUUUCCUUGUUUGGGGGAGAGACUUGAUGCCCCCCCCCACCACUAACAGACUCUCAGAGGGUUGAGUCACAAAAGCUGAGAAACUGUGUUUGGGGGGGGCAUCAGGAACGACGUUGCUUUUUUAACCUGUAUUUGUAAAUGGUCGGCAAAAUGUAAAAUAUAAGUGUGGAAGUGAACUCUGCCCACAGGGACAAAGUGGAUUAAAGAUGGCCGGUGUAAA